CUGGCAUCGCCUUGGGGAGGCUCGCGGCUGUCGCACCCCUACCCUGCCGGAGCCCCUGGUUGGGUCCUCCCCUACCGUCCCGCUCCAGCCCGCCCCGCGCAGGAAGGUAGCGGAGUUCAGCAUCGGCUACCCAGUCCUUGCUCAAUAUUUAAAGCGGACAAGUUUUGUUCUUGAGACCCCUCCCCUCCCCGCCCGCGACUUUCGCUCCGAUGCCCGGAAAAAAGCUGACUUUCGACUUAGUUGUUCAAAGAGCUGGCCUUGGACUUGGUCCAGAUUCCAGAUUGCACCAGAAUACUUGCUUACUCCAUUAGGGGGUUCUACACUGGACACAUCUCUGAAGCCUUCCCUGUAUCCUGCCUGUGGCCUACUACACAAUAUGUGGCCCAGCGUUCUCUUUUCUCUAGGUCGGGCAAGCCUGUGGGUUUCUCUGCAGUCCCCUCCCCUGCACUUUGUAUAUGGAAGCUAGAAGGUGUGCUUCAGGUGAGCCCUCAGACUCUGUGGGAACCAGGAGAGUGGGUGUCCAUUGCUCGUGUGUGGUAUCCCAUCAGCAAAGCCGGGGCUGGGGCAAUACCGCUUGGUUGUAAUUAAUGAGUUUAGACCGUGGAGGUGCAUUUUGCUUUUGGUUGGGCGAGGCUGUCGAGUGGCUAUGUUCAAUUUGGAGGAGCUCAGGUGUUCUUAAAAGAGAACUGGGCACUGCGAAAGAGUAGUUCACCUUUCCUGAUCUUCCCCUCAUCAGAUCAGUCCUAUCAGUGGAAUUUGGUUAUGAUUGGUAUAAAUGAUAGCUAAACAGUUCAAGCUGCUGAGAUUGGAGAAAUCUUGUUUUAGAAUUUCACAUGCUGUUCUAACCUAAAUAAGUGGUGUGGGUUGUUGGCUUUGUGACAGGUUCUUUGUCAUUUUUCAGAAACUGUUUUGACUCUUUGAGGUCAAUGGGGAACAAGUGAAGAGACACAGGAAAAUAAGGUAACUACAUAUGUGGCAGGGGUGAGGAGCAGAGGGAUAAAUGCAUGAUAUGGGCUGGCUGCUAAAAUGCAAGUUAGCAGCAGAACUCUGCAGCCAGAUGAAUAAGAGGCCCUAUUCAUUAGAGAGAUAGGAGGGCCUCUGAGUCAAGUGUGCAUGUGGGUUCUAGAGGAGUAAGGCCUGUGGGCUAAUUGUCUAGCAAGAAGCUCAGACUUGUAAACAACUGGGGAUAGGUGCAAAGCGAGCUGUCAUUGCAACAUGAUGAGUGCAGCUGCUCAGAAACGGGAAGCUAGUUUUGCCUGUUGUUCCAAAGGCAGGCGCUAAACCACUGAGCCACCCAGGGAUUAUUAGCAAGGGGAGCAGGGCUCGCCAGGCCACAGGACUGGUGGCAUAAAGGCUGCCGUGUGUGAAGCAGUAAGCAGGGCUGAGCUUUCAGCCAGUACUUCGGUACUGACAAACAGUAGAGAGCAUCUGAAGGGGGUUAAGGAGCUCAGUCUCGUUAGAUCUGAGUUUUAGAAAGGUCACUCUAGGGUAGAGGAUGGGUUGGUCAGGGGUCAUUUUGGCUGCUGCACUGCUCUGACUGAGAAGUGAUGAUAACACGAAGAGGCGAUUUGGUCCAGGGUGUGAUCCUGGAGUACCAGGAUCAAGUCCCGCAUCGGGCUCCUCGCAUGGAGCCUGCUUCUCCUUCUGCGUAUGUCUCUGCCGUGCUCUGUGUUUCUCAUAAAUAAAUAAAAAUCUUAAAAAAAAAAAAAACACGAAGAGGCAAAGAGAGAUUUAGAAGAAGUAGUUCAUAGGAUUAAAUAACUGGUUAUGGAAUGGAGGAAAAGGAGGACUUUGAGAUUUCUAGCAUAGAUGCAUGAAGUGCAGUCAGGCACAAAGAAAGGAAAAACGGAAACAGCAACUUUUAGGGAAGAAGACAGUUGAAGGGGUUAGAAAUGGCAUUUGAGUGUCCCUGUAUGCAAGGUUCCUCCUAUUUACAUAUCUAUGUAUAUUCCCAUUUAACUUGCAUAAAGACUUUUGAGUUAAAUAAUAUGAUUCCAGUUUUUCAGAUUUCUGGGUUAGAUGCAUGAUACAGUGCAGUAGAAGAGCCAGCAAUUUUGAAUAAAUUGCCUGACUACAAAGACAGUCCUUUUUGGCUAUAAUCCGGUGGCUUUCUGGUUUGAAUAUGCUAAAUUUGAGGUGCCUGUUGAGUUUCCAAAUGAAAAAGAACAGAAAAAAGAUGACUGUAUAAUUUGGGGCUCACAAAGUCAUUUUGGUUAGAGUUUGGGCUACGCUUUUGAAAAUGUAUCUUGACUCCUUGAUUAUUUUCGGGGUACCUGGGCAGCUCAGUGGUUGAGCAUCUGCCUUUGGCUCAGGGUAUGAUCCUAGGGUCCUGGGAUUGAGUCCUACAACAGGCCCCCAUGGGGAGCCUGUCUCUCUCUCUCUGUGUCUCUGCCUCUCUCUGUGUCUCUCAUGAAUAAAUAAAAUCUUAGAAAAAAAAACCUUCAUUUUUUUUUUUUCAAACAAAAUCUUACUCUUAUUCCUGUCUUGUCUAGGACAAGCUUCAGUGAAUUUUAACUAUCAUGAACUUGCUUUUCAUCAUUCGUCUAUUUUGCCUUGGACUAUACAUACUGGCAUACCUUCAGAUGCUGUUUGGUUUGGUUCAGUUCUAGACCACCACAAUAAGGUGGUCAUAAAAUCAUAAUAUCAUAAAUAUGGUAAAGGGAGUCAAAUGAAUUUCUUGAUUCCCCUGUGCAUAUAAAAGUUACAUUUACACUAUACUGUAAUCUAACAAGUGUGCAAUGGCAUUAUGUCUAAAAAAAUGUACAUACCUUAAUUUAAAAAUAAUUUAUUGCUAAAAAAUGCUAACCAUCACCCCAGCUUUCAACGAGUCACAAUCACCUGGUCACAGAUCACCAUUACAGAUAUAUUAAUGAGGGACACCUGGGUGGCUCAGCGGUUGAGCAUCUGCCUUCCGCUCAGGGUGUGAUCCCAGAGUUCUGGGAUGGAAUCCCACAUUGGGAUCCCGACAGGGAGCCUGCUUCUCCUUCUGCCUAUGUCUCUGCCUGUCUCUCUGUGUCUCUCAUGAAUAAAUAAAUAAAAUCUUAAAAAAAACAAAAUAUAUUAAUGAAAAAGUUUGAAAUAUGAGAAUUACCAAAAUGGGACAUGAGGAGAGCAAAUGCUGUUGGAAAAAAUGGCAACCCUUACUUGCCACAAACCUUCAACUUGUAAAAAAGGGAGUAUUUGGAAACUGCAAUAAAACAAAGUGACCUCACAAGCUACUGCAAAUCAAUAUAUUCAUGGACAAACCCAUGUGAGAUUUUGAACUGUAAGUAUAUAGGCUGAUAGCCAUUUUAUUUUAGGAGGCUUUUUAUUUUGUAAGGUUGAGAAGAGAAAAGGGUCUCUAUAUUUUGAAUGGGAGGAUGGUAGAGAGUGGUUCUUUCCCUUUCCCUAUACUUCCCCCUCCCCUACCAAAAAAUAAAUAUCUAUAUGCCUCUGCUAUAUAUUAGCUUCUUUCACAGACUUCUGUCCAUCACCUUCUGUCCACAUCAGGCAAGUUACAUUUCAUUUUUAAGGAAUGAAAAGUAGUUUCUUUCUUUUUGUUAACUCUAACCCAUUCACCUGUCAUCUUUUCUCUUCCUGACCCUACCAGAUGGCACUGCACUCUCACAAAAAGAAGUACAUGGAAUAACUUCCUGAGGCCAAUCACCUAAAUUAACGAAGGAUGCCAGUGUGGGCAAAUUGUGAUGUGCUGGCAUCCUCAUUCUACAGUGUGUUCCACUCUUUCUUGCAAUCUCAGAAAAAGAUGGUGUUAAAAGAAAAUAUUUUGUGAAACAAGAAGCUCCUACUUUUUUAAUGACUAACAUGUAUUGUUAAGAUGGACAUCUGUUCUGCAAGAUACACAGUUCUGUGGUCUCGAAGAAGCAAGCGCCCAUUCAAAACCAAUCCUAAAUAAAAACAGACCUGAAUGGAUGUCAGAAUGUUUGUUAGUGGCAGAAGAGUAAAAAAAUGGCAGUUUGUUCAGCUCUUUGCCACUUGUUUUGUACUAAGCCUCAUGUUUUUUUGGGACCCAAUCGAUAAUCACAUUGUGAGCCAUAUGAAGUCCUACUCCUACAGAUACCUCAUAAACAGCUAUGACUUUGUAAAUGACAGCCUGUCUCUUAAGCAUAGUGCAGAUGGGGCUACUCGCUACCAGUACUUGAUUAACCAUGAGGAGAAGUGUCAGGCACAAGACAUCCUCCUUUUACUGUUUGUAAAAACUGCUCCUGAAAACUACAAUCGACGUCAUGCGAUUAGAAAAACAUGGGGCAAUGAAAAGUAUGUUCAGUCUCAACUUAAUGCCAACAUCAAAACUCUGUUUGCUCUAGGAACACCUACUAACCCAUUGACAAGGGGGGAACUGCAAAGAAAACUGGUUUGGGAAGAUCAAAUGUACAAUGAUCUAAUUCAGCAAGACUUUGCUGAUUCUUUCUAUAAUCUUACUCUUAAAUUACUUCUGCAGUUCAGAUGGGCAAACAGCUUUUGUCCACAUGCCAAAUUUCUUAUGACUGCUGAUGAUGACAUCUUUAUUCAUAUGCCAAAUCUUAUUGAAUACCUUCAAAGUUUAGAAAAAAUGGGUGUUCAGGACUUUUGGAUUGGUCGGGUUCAUCGUGGUGCUCCUCCUGUAAGAGACAAACGCAGCAAAUACUAUGUCCCCUAUGAAAUGUAUCAGUGGCCGGCUUACCCUGACUAUACUGCUGGAGCCGCCUACGUGAUCUCCGGUGACGUAGCCGCUAAAGUCCACGAGGCAUCACAGACACUUAACUCAAGUCUUUACAUAGAUGAUGUGUUCAUGGGCCUGUGUGCCAAUAAAAUGGGGAUAGUACCACAACACCAUGUGUUUUUCUCUGGGGAAGGUAAAACUCCUUAUCAUCCCUGCAUCUAUAAUAAAAUGAUGACAUCUCAUGGACAUGUUCAAGAUCUUCAGGACCUCUGGAGGGAUGCCACAGACCCGAAAGUAAAAACAAUUUCAAGAGGGUUUUUUGGUCAAAUAUACUGCAGGAUAAUUAAGAUAGUUCUCCUUUGCAAAUUGACCUAUGUGGACACAUAUCCUUGUAGGGCUGCCUUUGCCUAACGGUACUUGAAUGUUCUAUGUUUUCACUGUCACUGAGCCAAACUGGAUGAAAAAAACUUUAGAUAUUUGUCGAUACCUUAAGUAAAAUGAUUAUAAAAAAAACAAAGAAAUGUUUUGAAAACUCAGUCUAUCAGAAAGUUUCUUUGAUUCUAGAAGCUAUUCAGUGUAACUUACCUACUUCAUUGCCUAGAUUCAUUUCAAGGAAUUUAUAUUUAGAAAAGGUUUAUGAAAACAAAGCUAAAGGGAAAUUCAAGUUCUCACUUAAUGCCAUGUGUAUACUGGAGGCAUAGAGAAGUUAUUAAGGUGCUUUGGUGUUAGGGUAACUGCUUUUGGAAAAUACCAAGUGAAUGUAUAGUACAACAUUUCAAAGAAAUGAAUAUAUUGUUGGACCAGGUUUACAAAUUAGUUUUUAUUAGAGAGCACUUGACGGGGGAACUGGAGGCCAGGGGAAGAUUGGCAUAGGAGAACGUACUUGAACCUGGUAAAAGAAAGUUCCUGAUCUUCAGAGAAGAUUUGGGAAAAUGUACACGAUUUCUUUAUAAAUAACCAAAUCACUUAUUGUCCCAUCCAUGUAGCUAAUUUACCUAGAUAGUGUUGUCAUUUAAAAUAUAGCUUUUUUUUUUUUCAAAGUUUAAUGUGAAAUUUGAGCUAUCAUUUGCUCUUCCCUAACUGGUACUUCAUGUGGGUUUUCUAGAUUAUUAGAAGUGACACAAAACAUGGGCAGUUUGUUACUCACAGGGUCUUUCUCUAUGGAGAAAUCAUUGUUAAUUCAAAUAAGCCAAUUUUAAUGAAUUUUCAGCUGGUUUUUAAAUAUUCAAUAUUGGUCCAUUUUUAAGGUAGUUAUUUGAAUUAUUUGAAUGUAAUUUGCACAAAGGGAUAUAAUAAUGAAGACGACUUCAAAAAGAAAAAUAGAACAUUAGAAGCCUCUUUUCUCCCUUUCUGUGAUUUAUAAAACAAAAUUCUUAGUUUAUAAAUUAUUGUAAUGAUGACUAAAAUUAGCCUACCCCUUCUCAACAAGGUCUCAUUAACCACAGUACUUUGUUCCAAGUUCAGAUUUUAAAACUGAGCGUUCAGCAUCAAAUCAAAGCUAUCUUAUUUUUUAAAAAUCAAAAUGACUGUUGGAGGUGUCAUCAACUUUGAAAUAUUUCACAUUUGAAAGCAGAAUGAAGUGAUAGAAAAGUCACCAGGAUAAGGUUUUAAAUAUUUGUGAAACUUCAUAUAUUCAGAGAUGUGGCUGAGCUCUCUAAAAGAGGAAGUUGCAUUGUUCUUACAGAGCAGGAUAAAAAUGUGGCCAUGAUGCAACAACCUCCCCUCACUACAGAAAGAACUAGGUGAUGUCCAUUGUCGCAGGGAUUAUAUCAAGUCCAAAAUGGUGACUUCAGCAAAAGCAGUUGAACUGAUUAUAAAACCCCUCUCUGCAGAGGUGCCUGUUAGGGAAAACUAAGAUGUCUCAUUUCAUUAGAUGUCUGAAAUAUGCAGAAGAAAAAAAAACUAAAAGAAUUCUUGGUAAACACAACUGGAUGAUGAUAAAUACUGUAUUUUUUUUGCAGAUAGCUUUUUAAUGUUUACAGAAAAUUUUCGUUAAUUUUUUUCCUAUUUUGAAAACUGAGGCUUGUUUACAUUAAUUGCUCAGAUAAUUUAGAAUUUUUAACUAAUGUCAAAACUACAGUGUCAACCAUUCUAGGUUUGUAGUUACUUUCAGAGUAGGUCAGCGUUUUUAGAUCAUUACAGUUUAAAUUUUCUGACCAAUUUUAAAAACUAUAGGUAACCAAAUCACAUUUUGACAAAUCUGGUUUAUAAUUAAUUUUUAUUAGUUUGAUUCUUUAAUAACCAUUUGCCUUUUGGCCAUACACCCUGUGUAUCUAUACCUGUAACUGUUUAAAUUUUCCAUUGGUUGAAAACAUAAGUGUUUCUCUGGCCAUUGAAAUUAUCUUGUUUACAGCAAUACUUUUGUGAAGCAAUUAUUUAUUUGCAAAAGAGCUCUCCUCAACUGUGUUCAUCUUUUCAUUUUUGCUUAGAAUAGAAUGGAACAGAUUUAAAUUUAAAGGAAAUAUGAAGGCACUUCCUUUUUUAAUAAGAAGGAAAUUGCUAGAUGCUUCCUUCAGUAGAUUUAAAGUACUGAGAAGACUAUUUGUAAAUAAAAGGAUUCCAGCCUUUUAAAAAAAGAAGGAAAAAACUUUUUGGUGCUCUAAUGCAGGGCUGUCUCAAAAAUCGUCAACAAAGGGAAAAUAACUAUCAGCCUGGAUGGUCACUUGAGUAUAUGAUGGUUGUACACAGUAUUAUUGCUAAAACCUUUUUACCUCUUGGUUGAUUUGCAUCUUUUUUCCAUAUUAUUAAUUUUAUACCAGUAUGUUAAAUAUUUAUAUUAUUUGAAUUUUGCUCUUGUAUGGCAAAAUAAUUAGUGAGUUUUUAAAAAUAAAUCUGUGAUUUCCAAUAAACAA
Molecule: messenger RNA, 7491 nt
Organism: Nyctereutes procyonoides (raccoon dog)
Lineage: Eukaryota; Metazoa; Chordata; Mammalia; Carnivora; Canidae
Gene: B3GNT5
Product: UDP-GlcNAc:betaGal beta-1,3-N-acetylglucosaminyltransferase 5
Exons: 4
Coding region: 3905-5050 (381 amino acids)
Biological process (GO): brain development
Cellular component (GO): membrane
Source: RefSeq, a predicted model, not a curated record